Messenger RNA from Neopsephotus bourkii (Bourke's parrot), 4218 nucleotides. RefSeq names its product family with sequence similarity 234 member B (gene FAM234B). Bases 109 to 1980 code for a protein of 623 amino acids. The record is from RefSeq and is a predicted model, not a curated record. Gene Ontology annotation, molecular function: protein binding. NCBI's taxonomy places the organism in Eukaryota, Metazoa, Chordata, Aves, Psittaciformes, Psittacidae. The transcript has 13 exons.
UGCGCAUGUGCGGAGUCGCUGUCACUGCACAACUACAACUCCCAGCAGGCCGCGGAAAGGUGCGGGGAAAGAGAGGAGUGGAGCGCAUGGGCACUGCGCCUCUCCAGCAUGGCUACGGUGCUGUCGCGGGCGCUGAAGCUGCCGGGAAAGAAGAGCCCGGACCUUGGGGAAUACGAUCCCCUCACUCAGGCUGACAGUGAUGAUAGUGAAGAUGAUCUGGUACUCAACAUCCAGAAGAACGGGGGGGUCAAGAAUGGGAAGAGCCCCCCUGAGGAGGUGCAGGAUCCUGACUCUGAUGUGGAGGUUGGGAUGACAAAGCAGCACACGUCAGAGAGCGCACCUGAGGGUUAUCCUGCAGAGGCGGCUGGGACUUUGGAGCAGAAGUCUGCUCCCUCCCUGAUGCCAUACCUGCGCACAGCGAUAUUUUUGCUCACUGUGGUGGUCUCGAUGAUUCUGGUGCUGGUGUGCGCGUUUCUAAUUCCCUGUCCCCCUAGAGACUUGCAUAACACGUGGAACCGCAACCUAGGGCAGGGAACAGGUGGUGUGUUAUCCCCACUGGAGCUGUAUGAUGUGAAUGGCGAUGGGCUCUCUGACAUUCUGAUUGUCUUCACUGCCUUGAUGAAUGCUAGUGUCAUGGGUGUCUCUAGGCCCUCUGUAACUGUGGUGGCCCUUUCUGGUAUGAAUGGCAGCACCCUGUGGUCUAUCCAGCUUCCAGAGGAGACACGGAGUGUGCAGUGCAAAGGUCUGUCACUGGGGGCACCUGCAGAGCCCGUCUGCCUUGUUACAGGAACAUCAAAAUUCCUCAGCCUUCUCAGUGCCUCCACAGGCAAGACCAUCUGGACACUGAAUUCCAUCCACCUUUCAAGUGGGAUCUUGGCUGCACCUGCUGCAACUCUUCCAGAUGUAGAUGGAGAUGGUUUUAGGGAUAUUGUUGUUCUGGCUCUCAAAGAGACACAGCCUGAUGUGUUUUUCAUCUUGGUGUCAGGAAAGACUGGGACUGCUUUGGGUGGGCCUGUGAGGUACAGUACCAAUGGAGAAGGGAAAGUGAUUGGUCCCCAAGUCCACAUCACCAGUCGGGGAGCCAUCUACAUCCUGUUUGGUUUUGGUAAUAUUCAAGCAGUUGCCCUGAGGGAUCUCUUUACUCAAGCCAGAAACCGGGACAGCUUUUCUGCAAUGCUGCAGCAGGAGGAACCUGAGUGGGAAAAGCGCAGAUCUGUCAACCUGUCAGAGCUCAUUGACAUUUACAGUGGGGGUGUUGAGUUCCUGCAGACAAUGAAGACACCUGACACAAACUGCAGCAGUCUGCUCAUCACAACCAAAGAGGGCUUGAUCCUACUGCGGGGGCAGGACCUGGAGCCCCACUGGACCUUGGAACUGCAGAACAUCAGCAGCGAGCCCGUACCAGGUUACUUCAGUGCUGACCAAACUCUGGACUUCCUGCUGCAAGCACAGACGGGAGAUGGGAACAAAAAGGUGAUGGUGGUGGAUGGCAAAUCUGGCCUCCCUCUUUGGAACCAGGAACUGCCAUGGCAGAAGCAACAACUCGAUGCACUGUCAGUCAUGACUUUGGACAAGAAGUCUGUUUUUCUCUUCUGGGCUGACGAAGCACAGCCUGUGUUACAAAGUUUGCAUCCUGGUCCCAAACCUGAGCGCCCAGGGCUUCACCAUCUCUAUCUCCUCCAUCCUGUUUUUCCUACAGUCCUUUUGGACCUCACCAAUGCAACAGACAAAGUCAUUGCUUCAGCAGUUGGAAUUAAUGACCUCCAGAAGGAUGCAUUUCAUAUCACUGUGACAACAACUGCAACCUCUGAAAAACAGCCAGGAUUUCUCUCGGUCAGCAAGCUCGGCCUGAAGUGGGCCAUGAUGAGCCAAGGUCGAAUGGUGUGGCUGAAGGACACCACUACUCCCAAAAUCAGCCGUGGAGAAGUGAGAAGAUUUCUUGCCCGGCUGAAAUUUAUUGACUUUCCUCAACGGCUCUAGCCUGGUGGUUCCUCAGAUUUUGGUUGGACAUGUGGCCUGUAUGGGGAACACAGGAAGCUGUGGAUCUUCAGGAAGACUGUUGUAUAGAGGAAAUAGGGGCUAAAAGCACUUCCCCUUUCUACAGCUCUGUGGGGAAUGCUGCUUGAGGCAGGUUUGUCCAAGGCAGACCUGUCCUGUACCAGAGGAACUUUGUUCAGCAUCUCCCCCUCCAUAUGCUGUUCUUGCAUGCUUCCCUCCAGGUGACACAGAAAUGUGAAUUUAGAUUUUAUAUACAUAUAUAUAUAUAUAAAACCCAGGUUUUAUAUAUAUAUAUAUAUGUAUCAAUUUAUAAAAUAUAUGUAUAUUUUUUGUAUGUUUAAUUUAUAAAUGAGAUUCAGGACACUCCUUUUUAUGUCCCAACAGUAUUCCCAGACAGUCAAACAAGCUCUAGGCCUAGAGUGGCCAUUAUGACUCAAGGCAAAUGGUGUGGCUAAAGGCACCAUCUGCUUUAGUCUUUUAUAUUUUUGGACAGAAGCCUCUGUCUGGCCCCUGCAGGGCUAAUCUUGUCUACAACCUUUCCUGUGCUCUCAGUCCUCUUCUCCAUUCCGACCCCAAACUCACAAACGUGUUAGGUCUCUGGCUAAAUUACCCAAUCUAGAGAAAGAUGGUCCCCAGAGCAUUUGCCGGCCCUUGCACUUGUAUACUUCUUUCCGCAGUUCCACGUUCGCGACAGGUUCAUGUGGGUGAUGUAGAAGCAAAAGGUUCACAUCUUAUUUAUACCCAUUGCUAAGCUUUUUAUAAACCCAGAAUGCCACUGUAACAUCACACUGCAGUCCAAUGGACAGAGUCCUUUGCAAAAGUGUCAGUCUUUUUGGGAUAGGUUCCCAGCAGAUCCCCCCUGGCACUGUAAAGAUCACACUAGAUACAGUCAUAGCAAAGCUAAUUCUUGCACCACUGCUUCAGGGUUUAGAGCUCGGUAGAGGCGGAACUGGAAGGCUUUUCUGUGCAGUUAACCCAUAUUCUGGGCUUAGCAUUACCAUUCCCUUGCCAGCCCAGCCCUGUGUGCAGUUCAAGGAGGAACAGGCUACCCCCAGGGCACAUUUGCUGAUAUGUUUAGUGCUUUGAAGUGUGCCUCUGCGUGUGCCAUCAGUCUCCUGUGUUGUAAUUGCAGAGCAUCUACAUGUACCUUCUUGGACUAAAAAUGACCAUAUAAAAGCAACCACUCUUGCCUCAGCAGCUCCCCACAGUACAGGACAGCAUAGAAACUCCUAGUAUGCCUUUCUAGGUCUGACCUUUGACAUUAGGCAGAAGCAGGCUGAGAUGAGAAUUGCAAAGGACUCCUCUGUUCUCCUGCUGACACGUGCCCUUCCAACCUUCCCAUGCUUCCCUUUCAGUGGUGAGGUGAUGGCAAGACUUUGACUCUCCCUCCAGAUAAACACAUCUACCAUGGGUUUGCUCUCCUGGGCUCUCGACACCUCUCCUUGCUAUGUCACUCUAUCUUUGCUAUCCCUGCUUCUCCAUAUAAAGCUUCCAUGAUUUCCCUUCAGGAUUAGCUGUAAGCCCCAAGGCUGGUCCUUGGGCACUGCACUCCUUAUGUCAGAGCCUGUGAACAGUUUGUAUAUGUUUAACUUUUUUUUUGUGUAAAUAGCUUUGUAUAUAUUAGCCCAACUGUAGCAAUGUCUCCAGGCCUGGCUUUUUCUUCCAUACAGGGGUUAGUAUUUAUAAUAUAUAGUCAGUUAAUACAGCUGCAUAACAGGGACUGAAAGUGUGAGGACCAGUAAUAAGGAUUAAAUAGGAGUCCCCCUUCCCUCCUCUUUACCCACCACCUUGCUGGAAAAGGUGAAGUGACUGUUACCCGAAGUAGUUAUUCUCCUAAGGUUCUUCCUGAGAGAACUGGUAUUUGAGUGCAGUGAUGUUUACUGUGAGGUUUGUGAGGCAUUGGCACAGGUUGCCCAGAGAAGCUGUGGCUACUCCUUCCCUGGUAGUGUUCAAGGCCAGGCUGGAUGGGGCUUGGAGCAGCCUGGUCUAGCAGAUAAUGUCCCUGCCCAUGGCAGGGGGUUGGAACUAGAUGAACUGUAAGAUCCUUUCCAACCCAAACCACUCUAUGAUUCUAUGAUACUAUGUUAGCUCCUCCAUAAUGUGAAUUUACCCUGCCCACACACACAUCCCCCCUGUGAAUAAAGAGUCUGUCUGUAUAUUGUUCGGAAAAUGUAUUUGAACUGUGAACUGCAGUGGAGCAAAUAAAUACCAUGUACAGCA